CAGCCGUGCGGCGGCGUCGUCGGCACUGGCAACCCCAAAGGAGAGCGAUCAAUUGAGUCGAGCGAUGGCGGCGUUGCGGGGGAUCGGCGCGAAGCUGUCGGAGAACCGGGAGAAGGUGACGAGCGCGCUGCUGCUGGGCUCGUUCGUGGCGCUGGCGGUGCGGUCGUCGGAGCAGCAGCGGGAGCUCGACGACCUGGAGGCCCGCAAGGCGUCCAUCCGCGCCGCCAACUCCGCCAUGUCCUCCGCCAUGUGGGCAUGGAGGGAGGAGCUCUUCGCGCUCGCCGCCAGGCCCUCCCCGCCCAUCACCGCCGCGCGCCUCCGCCAUAUCUACGGCGAGGAGGAGCCCGCCACCAAGCAGCAAGGCUCAGAUGCCGAGGAGGAAUCUAUUACCAUAGCAUGAACUCUUUCCCAUUAUGUUGUAGAAGAGCAAAACUGGUCCUGGAAGCGACAAAUCAUUUGUUGAGUGAAUCCAGACUAAUUUUUCGCUGAGUUGCAAACAGUGUUUGAGUUGACCUGACAUAAGGAGCCAUGUUGUUUCCUUGCGGUGCUGCUUUCUACAGCUCAUGAGCAGCGCCGAGAUAGUUAUUUGAAGAGCCUCAAAUGUUGUUGGUGUACUUCUAGCUAGUUCCUGCCUGAACAUGUUCGCAUAUAUAUCAAUAAUUACGAGAUAUUUAGAUUUGGUACGGCUCAA
Messenger RNA from Lolium perenne, 691 nucleotides. RefSeq lists its product as uncharacterized. NCBI's taxonomy places the organism in Eukaryota, Viridiplantae, Streptophyta, Magnoliopsida, Poales, Poaceae. The record is from RefSeq and is a predicted model, not a curated record. Gene Ontology annotation, cellular component: mitochondrion.